This is a messenger RNA of Saprolegnia parasitica CBS 223.65, 1731 nucleotides long. RefSeq lists its product as hypothetical. The transcript is spliced from 19 exons. The record is from RefSeq and is a predicted model, not a curated record. The coding region runs from base 1 to 1731 and encodes 576 amino acids. Lineage: Eukaryota; Oomycota; Saprolegniomycetes; Saprolegniales; Saprolegniaceae. Gene Ontology annotation, cellular component: membrane; endomembrane system.
AUGCUCCAGGGGCUCUACUUCAGCUUCACGACGUACCAGAUCUAUGGCAUCAUGUUCCCCGUCUUUCUUCUGGCCGAGAAUGAUCCGUACUUGGGCCCGCUCUGGACGGAAGGCCAGCUCCUCGACGGACAAUGCUACAUCUCGAGCCGCCCUGACUGGACCAACUCGGACUUUACGAGCUCACGCGUCUUCUUCGUCGGCGACUUCCAGGAUCUCUCGUUCGACUGGCAGGACAACGAGCGCACGGUGGACCUCAACGUUUCGAUGCGGCCGUCGUCCGAUGGCAACGGCUCCAAGUCGCUCACCCAGACGAUUUGGAAGCUCAUCCGCAACAACGGCACCGUGUACCUCCAUGUGCACCUCACGCAGAAAGGUGCGUCGCCCGACCCGCGCCAGCGCAACUACCACAAGCUUCGCACGCUGCACCAAGUGACGCCAUUGACCAAGUACGCCGACCGUCGUAACCUCAAGAACGCCACGCGUCUUCUUGGAGAGUACUACAUUGGAGCACCGUCAACCACGACCACGGACGUGUCGGAGCCGAUCCAUCUUCCGGGUGAGCCGAUGGGGGACGACCCUGCGCUAACCGAGUCGAUCGUGUCGUACUGGAAGCCGCACAUGGCGAUUCGACUUGUGACGUCCUUCAAGCACUACCCGAUCAAUGACAUCCCACCACUGGUGUACCACAACCUCCGCAUGGAGAACGUGGACGGGCAUUGGAAGUACUUGCCCGUCAUGUUUGUGGACGAGAUGGGUCUCACGUCCGAGAAGCUCUUGCCGCUCAACCGCUCCGUGACGGAGCUCCCGCUCAAGCUCUCGUAUGCACCCAUGUCCUACGCGCGGUGGCAGAUGAUGCUCACGUUUGGCUCGGCGCUCAGCCAGCAAAAAGAGCUCGGGUUUGGCGAGGACGACCUCGAUCAAAUGCGGUCCCUAAUUGCCGAUACGAACCCGUACCUGCUCGCAGUCACCAUGACCGUGUCGCUGCUGCACAUGCUCUUUGACUGGCUUGCGUUCAAGAGCGAUAUUUCGUUCUGGCAAGAGAACCAGAGUCUCGUUGGUAUCUCUGUGCGCUCCAUGGUCAUCUCGUUCGUGUCUCAGAUCAUUAUCUUCUUGUACCUUCUCGAACAAGAGACGACGCUCUUGAUCCUUGUGCCAAGUGGCAUCAGCAUCGUCAUCCAGAUUUGGAAGCUCUACCGCGCGACAAUGCCUCGUCUCUCGUGGGCCAACCGCUCGAUCGAGCUGACGCGCUCCGCGCCCGAGUCGUCGCAGACGGACGCGAUUGACAUCAUGGCCAUGCGAUACAUGAGCUACGCGCUCUGCCCGCUCCUCCUUGGCUACUCGGUUUACUCGCUGCUCUACAAAGAUCACACGAGCUGGUACUCGUGGCUCCUUGGCAGUUUGACGGGCACUGUGUACACGUUUGGCUUUAUCAUGAUGACACCGCAGCUCUUUAUCAACUACAAGCUGCAGUCGGUCGCGCACCUUCCGUGGCGCUUCCUCAUCUACCGGGCGCUCAACACGUUUAUUGAUGAUUUGUUUGCAUUUAUCAUCACGAUGCCCACGAUGCACCGCAUCAGCUGCUUUCGCGACGACGUGGUCUUCUUCAUCUACCUCUACCAGCGCUGGAUCUACCCUGUGGACACGGCGCGCCGUCACGAAGACAUGGACGAGGCCGCUGCGGGUGCUACGGCGGAUGGUACGGCCGACUCGGCGCGCCUCAAGCAAGAUUAA